UCUAAGUCAAGAACCCAAAUAACGUGUCUAGUAAGGCAUUUCUUAGAGCGAAGACCUUAGGAAGUAACGACGAGACUGACUCCUUCUCACUCACCAUGUGCAGAGAGGGGAAGAGGACACAUCCAUCAAGAGGAGGUUACCCGAGGAGAGCAGCCGCGACAAACCUAAAGAUGUCAACUGGAUCUGGGUAACGAAUGAGACCUCCCAUUAUAUCUGUCUUUUGUUUCAUGUCUUAAUGAGUAUACUGGGAAACUCAAGGAUUGUGUUUUAUGUUUUGUUUAUCAGGAUUGAGGUCAUGCAAGUGUUUCUGGCAUUUCACUUGAGAAUCUUAAAAAUUGUUGUUGUUGAUUUUUGGUUUUGACUUGUAAACCUGUUUUGGGUUGCUCUAGAGUAACCGGUUUGUAGUUUGAGUUAUGGGUUGGUUUUCAAAAAGGAUCGGGUCGUUUCAUGCAGUCUCCCAUUCAGGCUCAUGAGGAUGCUGAUGUUCGCGUUCUACUAUAUCUCAAGGGUUCUCCAGGUCGUGGCCUCUACUUUUCUGCCUCGACACCCCUUGUUUUAACUGGUUUUUGUGAUGCGGACUGGGGUGGCUGUCCCACCACUCGUCGUUCCACGACGGGCUUCUUCAUUACUCUUGGUGACUCACCCAUUUCUUGGCGCACCAAGAAACAGACAGUGGUCGUCCGUUCUUCCGCUGAGGCUGAGUAGAGGGCGAUGGCGAGUGCUGUUAAUGAGCUUCUCUGGUUACGGUGGCUCCUCCUCUAUUUGGGUGUUCCAUCCUUGCGCGGUUAUACAAAGCACUAAAAGGGAGGAACGUUUGGCUCUUGAGUGGUUAUACAAAGCACUAAGUAUGUGUAUAAUAUAUAUUAGAUAUAUGGUUAAUUACUUAACUGAUAAAUUUUUUUUGAUUGGUUAAAAGUAUAUGAAACCAUACCAAACCACUUAAACCAACACAAGCUAAGUUUUUUGACCAAACCAAUUAUUCAUAUUAACCAAACCAAAUUAUCCAAAUAUUACCGGUUAAUACUGUAAUCAUUUCGUUUGAACACCCCAAGUACUUGUAUCUAGGGGUGGGCAUCGCUCGAUUCGGUCCAAGACCGGACCAAACUAUCCUCGGACCGGACCAAAAUUUCUUCUAAAUCAAGGACCAAAGUCGAAUCAUUAUUAAUUCGAUUCGGUCCGGAUCAAACCAUAUAUGGCUCGAUUCGGUCUGGACCAUCCCAUUGAACCGACUAAUCUUUCAUUCGAAUAAAAUCAUUCUGAAAAG
This is a messenger RNA of Linum trigynum, 1264 nucleotides long. NCBI's taxonomy places the organism in Eukaryota, Viridiplantae, Streptophyta, Magnoliopsida, Malpighiales, Linaceae. The record is from the annotation of a GenBank genome assembly.